GAGCACGACACGCGGCUGGAGAUUUUUUUUGCAGCUAGUUUCUUUUCGUUCUGUAGUUAUGGUUGCCCAAGUAGCCGCUAGCAGUAUACUAGAGAUUGUAAAGACGUUUUGUUCUUGCCUUCCGUUCUCAUUUUUCAUUCCACCUUAGCGACCAUAAUUCCGCUGUAACUCCAGCAAUAAGAUCAACAGUGACAAGAUGGCUCAGGUUCCGUUUUCCUCGUCCUUUUUCUCUUAGAGAUGCUGGAGCAUUAUAGCUACCACUCUGUGCAGCGCACUGACAGGAUUUAUGUCGCUUGUUGUACUAUCGGGUUCUUCUUUCAAGGUGGAUCGUCGAUUGCUCGGCAGAGUCCUGACGUGGGCAUAACAACUACCGCACAUCACAACGCCAGCGACUGAAUUGUCGUGCCGCGUACAAUAUGAACUGCAAAAGUAUCGUACUCGUAUAAAUGCAUUACAAAUUUUCUCAGCAUGAGAAAUAAAAUUUGUCAUGCUGAUUUGCCUUGAGAAAAAUAUUUGUAAUGCAAGAGUUGCAUUUUUACGAAUGCGAUACUUUUGCACAGGAUAUACAACCGAACUUGGUAUGGAUCCCAGCCGCUUGAUCCAUGGUUUGGUAACCAAGCAAGAAUUCAUCCCGGAACUGACGCUGAAGCAAAUAUUAUCGCAAGAAAAAUGUGCUACAGUUACACAUUCUGUUGCAGGCCAAGCAAGACAGACACGCUCUGCCAUGCCGGAUAUGCAUAGGAGCCUCGUUUGAUAGGUGUUUUCCCGUAGGAUUUCUGCAUUACAAGUUUUCUCUCUCCUGCAGGGAAAUUUGUGUUGCUGAAUUCACUACAAAUGUGUAACUGUAACACUUUUUUCGUGGGAUAAAUAUGCCGCCAAGUCAAAGUUUCUCUCCUCGAGGAGAACACGGUGGUACCCGUUUGGGUAUAGAAUUUGAAUUGCUUCUGUUCGCUGCAAUUAUCGCAUGACAAAUUUUUCUCUCGACCUGGUGGUCAGCAUGAGAAACCAUGACUAUUCACGAAAAAAAAAAUCGCAAUAAAACAGUGCCACAAGGCCCACGUGGUGAUCGCCGGCGACAUCCACGGGCAGUUAUCUUCAAGAAAAAAUACCCCCUCCCCAUAUCAAAACGGAAAUCUGUGACGCAGAUUUGUGGCCAGAAAUCAGCUCUGUCAUGUCAGAAGGCAAAAGAUGCUGACUGUGUGCUGGCCGGCGUGGGAAAGCCUUGCAUAUUCAGCAUGAUAGGUGGCAACUGGAAGUGGGAAACAGCAUGACAAAUUGCCUGCAAUUCAGGCCAUGCCUGCGUCCCUUGCCUUCUAGCAAUACAAGCCGAUUUGUGUACUCAAAUACAGCAUCACAAAUUUCGCUUUCGAUAUGGGGAGGGGGCGUUUUUCCUUUUGAUAGCAGUUUUACGACCUCUUAGAGCUGUUCAAACGUGCGGGCGAAGACAUCGACAACAUACACAAGAAUUUGAACAACCAGUAUGUUUUCCUGGGUGACUACGUGGAUAGAGGGUACAACAGCGUCGAGACCUUCCAAUUAUUGAUCCUUUUGAAGUUGAAGUACCGGAGUCAAAUCACUUUACUUCGUGGGAACCACGAGUUAUGGAUGUGUCAGGAUUGAAAUCGACAAAGUUGAAAUAACUUGUAAUGCAUAAAAUGGAUGAAAGUUGUAACCCAGUUGCCAAGUGGCGCAUGACAAAUUUGGGUAGAGCCGAAAUCCAGUUUGUCAUGCUGUUUGGGUAAGGAAGACGCCUUUUGUCAUGCUACUUUAGCAGGUCAGUGUCUGCCCCUAACAGGCUUACAAUCUGCCUCACUUGCCUACUCCGCAAGACAGGCACUUUGUGGGCUGCAUUUUCUGCAUGGCAAACUAUUUCAACUUUGUCGAUUUCGAUCCUGAGACCCCCAUACGAGUCCAGGCAGAUCACGCAAGUCUACGGCUUUUUCGACGAAUGUGUGCGGAAAUAUGGAAACGCGAAUAUCAAAAGGAAAAAUCCCCCCUCCCCGUAUCAAAACGAAGUUUCUGAUGCUGGAUUUACGUACACAAAUCAGAUUUGUGUUGCUGGAGACGACUGCAGGCCCUUAUCGAGCCUGGGGAGAGAGGUUUUUGCCUAGGCGCUUAGCAUGAAAAACGUCCGCACUGUAGGCCCAACAGCAUGACAAACUGCCUGCAUAAUGCGGCGGAGCCUGUGGAGUUGCCUUCUUGCAACACAGACGCGAUUUGAAGUCACAAAUCAGCAACACAAAUUUUCGAAAACGCACCUCGUCAAUAUAGGGAGGGGGGAUUAUUCAUUUUGAUAGCGAACGUCUGGCGCUACUGCGUGGAACUCUUCGACUAUCUCUGUAUCGCGGCGACCGUUGAGGAUAAAAUUUUCUGCGUCCACGGGGGGUUAGCGCCGGACUUGAAGUUGAUUGACCAAAUCCGGACGAUACAAAGGGUGUGCGAAAUCCCGCACGAGGGCGCAUUUGGGGAUUUAGUGUGGUAUAAAGUUUUGACAUAGAAAGAUCGAUGAAGGUUUCAUGGAUAACUAAGUAGCUCAUCGUUGUGUCGUGCUGACCAUGAGAAGAGUAUGAGCUUCGCAUAGCUGCUGUCGCAUUACAAACUUCAUUAUGCAAAAAUAAAAGGUCUGACCCCGACGCUGGUGUGACUGGAUGGCAGCGCAACCCUCGGUAUGGAUUGCAAAUAUGUCUGGGUCUGGAAACUUGUAUGUAAUGCUGAAUGUAUAAUGAUUGACUAUGCCUUUAAGUGCAGCACAGCAUGACAAACUUUUCAAACGGUCUGUCAUGCGCAGGACGCAGUACAAACUGCGUUUUUGCAUGACGACAGUGUGGCGCUUCUUUUGCUGCUUAUGCAAUGCAGUUUUCUUUUGGAGUGCGAAACACGCAGUACAGGUUCAAUCUUUCCAGACCCAGACAUAUUUGCAAUGCAUACUCGGGGCGCCGGCUGGGUCUUCGGCGCGGAGCCCGCCCGAGAUUGGAACCACUUAUUAAAUGCAAAAAUGUCUGGGUCUGGAAGAAUGCAAGACUUGCCAUGCAUAUUUCUCAUGACCCAUGAUGCCUGUAAUGCAUGCCCUGGCAUCACAGGUUUUUUGAGGGAUUCUUGAUGCCCAUUCCGCAUGACAAAUGCCCUCUCCGCACAGCAAAAAUUACACUCUGUUUGCUGCUCAUGCAACACAAAUUUUGUAGACAUCGAAACGCAGCAUCACAAGUUGCAUUCUUCCAGACCCAGACAUUUUUACAUUUGAUACCACUUGAACGGUGUGGAUAUCAUCGCGCGGGCACACCAGUUGGUUCAGGAGGGCUUCCGUUACAUGUUCGAACGGAAUGUUUUUUCAUCUUCAAAUGGCGGAACUACUAUCGCGCAUCAACCUGGACGAGACCACUUCCCGGAUAAUUUUGGGUUUAUCGCAGACAGCCGGCAUCAGCAGAGUAGCAGCGGCGCUGCUUCUUCGAUGUUCACUUUCGGUAUGGACGAAACAGCAGUGGUAGAGUACCAUAACAUGCAUUCGUCUGAGGAACAACUACAGGGUGAAGCAGACAAUGAUUUCGGGUUUGGCAAUAGUGCAAGUACUAGUCCCCAGCGACGCUACCUCUACAAUGAACACGUCGAAGACGGGGCAGCUGCGUCAUCUGGCGGGUCUUUGUUUUCCACAACGGGAGGAUCGUCCACGCAUAGCGACGACCCAUUCUCCUUUGACAACGACGUAAAUCAAUUCGGAACUGGCCGGAAAUCAGCAAAUUUCGAGGACAGCGAUCCGUUUCUGUUGCAGACAGGCUUUGGAAGUGGUGGCUCGCGUGAUCCAUCAAAUAGGUUCGGCAUAACUUCGGAAAAUAGCAGCUCCCCCCGACGACCCGGGAAAAGAAAGAACCACCAGAUAAACUCGUCGCAUCAUCAAAACUUCGAUGUGAUAUCAAAUGCCAAUAGCUCGUCUGGGUCGGGAAACUUGUGAUGCUAGUUGGUGAAUCAUGAGGGGCACAGUGCGAUACGCAGCUGCGCAUGACAAGUUUUUGAGCUCCUAAGAUUUGUUUCGCUUUCUGCAUGGCAAUCUGCAUUUUUGCAUGACAGGCAAGAGGCUUCUUUCCUGAUCCUGCAAUACAGAUUUAAGGGGCAUGUGAGACACCACGCAUGACAAACUUGCACUCUUCCAGACCUAGAGCGAUAUUUGCAAUGCAUAUGUGACCAAGGAUUACGACUUGGUAACGGUUUGGUCCGCGCCGAAUUACUGUUUAUCAAGUGCAAAAAUGUCUGGGUCUGGAAGAACACAAACUUGUGAUGCGCAUUUCAGAACACAGAAAAAUCUCUCAUGCGUAGGCUGCACAAGCUGCCCACUUUCUGUCACCAAAGUGGGGGAUUUGUCAUGCGGAUUCGGCAUUGCGAACGCUUUUCGAAACCUGUGAUGCUAGAGCUUCCAUGCCAGACCUUCUGUGUCAUGCAAAAACAGCAUGACCAUUCCAGACCCAGACACUUUUGCAUUUGAUACUGUUACAGGUGCGGCAAUGUUGCGUCGAUUCUGAUGAUAAACGAAAAGAGGGAAAGGAGGUUUGAAAUCUUUCUCGAGGUCGAGCAAAGCGCAAAAGCAACACCGCCCCGAAACUUGGUGCCGUAUUUCAUUUGAAUGAAGUUCGUGCUGGUAGUAGAGAUUUUCUUUUCACUAUCGCUUUUCAUUCUUCUAGGCGCCUUUUGAUACAGUAUGAAGGUGGUCACCGAAAGUAGCUGCAUAGGGAUCAAAGACGACAAUUGCGACGCGCUCCAUGCAAAGUUUUUAGACAGUGGCCGAGCGAUAACGAUGUUCAUG
Molecule: messenger RNA, 4792 nt
Organism: Amoebophrya sp. A120
Lineage: Eukaryota; Dinophyceae; Syndiniales; Amoebophryaceae
Source: the annotation of a GenBank genome assembly